Molecule: messenger RNA, 3081 nt
Organism: Choloepus didactylus (southern two-toed sloth)
Lineage: Eukaryota; Metazoa; Chordata; Mammalia; Pilosa; Megalonychidae
Gene: RABEP2
Product: rabaptin, RAB GTPase binding effector protein 2
Exons: 12
Coding region: 378-2105 (575 amino acids)
Biological process (GO): endocytosis
Cellular component (GO): intracellular membrane-bounded organelle
Molecular function (GO): growth factor activity; GTPase activator activity
Source: RefSeq, a predicted model, not a curated record
GCCGACCAAAGGGCUGGCUCCCGGGACUCCGAGGAGAGAGCGAGCCUCCCUCUCCGCCGGCUGAGGCCCGCAGGCGUCCCGGAGGCGCUCCCAAGGUCAAGCGGAGGCACCAGGGAAGGCUUUUCCCAAUGGAACUUCUCGGGGCUUGAAGGGCUGGCGUCCUUCACAAAGAGCCUUCCUAGGAAGGCGGAGAUGUGGGCAGGGCCGCGUGUCGACUCGAGAAUCUUCGGCCGAGACUCGGCAUUCCCCCUCCACCUCCGGCCUCUGCCCGAGGCCGAUCCGGAAACAGCCGAGCGGAUCCGGAAACAGCCGAGAGGACCCGGAAGCCGGGAGCGCCGUCACCAGGAGUGCGGGAAUCCGCCGUUUGCGCUGAGGCCAUGGCGGCAGCUGCCUCGGUGGCCGCGGGUGAGGACGGCCGGCGGCGGCCGGGAGCAGCGCUGGACAUCCAGCUCCCGGAGGAGACAAAGGCUGAGGCCCCGUCUGGGGAGCUGGGCCGGCUGCAGGCAGAGCUGGCAGGUGCCCUGGCAGAAAUGGAGACCAUGAAGGCUGUGGCGGAGGUGAGCGAGAGCACCAAGGCAGAGGCCGUGGCUGCUGUACGGCGGCAGUGCCAAGAAGAGGUGGCCUCCUUGCAGACCAUCCUAAAAGACUCCAUCAGCAGCUACGAAGCCCAGAUUGCCACUCUGAGGCAGGAGCGGCAGCAGCAGCAGCAGGACUGCGAGGAGAAGGAGCGGGAGCUGGGCCGGCUGAAGCAGCUGCUGUCCCGGGCUCACCCCUUGGACUCCUUGGAGAAGCAGAUGGAAAAGGCCCAUGAGGACUCCGAGAAGCUGCGGGAGAUCGUGCUGCCCAUGGAGCAGGAAAUCGAGGAGCUGAAGGCAAAGCUGCUGAGGGCGGAGGAGCUGAUACAAGAGAUCCAGAGACGUCCCCGGCACCCCCCUUCCCUGCAUGGCUCCACGGAGUUGCUGCCCCUGUCCCGGGACCCGUCUCCCCCGCUGGAGCCUCUGGAGGAGCUGAGCGGAGACGCGGGUGCCGCGGCCGAGGCCUUCGCCCGCAACUGCGACGACAGCGCCUCCAUCUCCUCCUUCGCCCUGGGCGGUGGGGCCGGUAACAGUGCCUCCCUGCCCCGGAGCCGCCAGGCCCUGAGCCCUGAGCAGGAAGAGACAGCCUCCCUGGUGUCCACGGGCACCCUGGUUCCCGAGGGGAUCUACCUGCCCCCUCCCGGGUACCAGCUCGUCUCAGACACCCAGUGGGAACAGCUGCAGACGGAGGGGCGGCAGCUGCAGAAGGAUCUGGAAAGUGUCAGCCGUGAGCGGGACGAGCUGCAAGAAGGCCUGAGGCGGAGCAAUGAGGACUGUGCCAAGCAGGUGCAGGUGCUGCUGGCCCAGGUCCAGAACUCGGAGCAGCUGCUGCGGACCCUGCAGGGGACCGUGAGCCAGGCGCAGGAGCGGGUUCAGCUGCAAAUGGCAGAGCUUGCUGCCUCCCACAAAUGCCUGAGCCAUGAGGUGAAGCGGCUGAAUGAGGAAAACCAGGGACUCCGGGCAGAGCAGCCUCAGCCUUCAGUGUCCCGCAGCCUGGAGCAGGACAAGGGCGAGGAAGAGGCGCUGCCCAGCUCAGUGCCGGAGCUGCAGCAGCUGGUGCGCCGCACCUGGCAGGAGGCACGGGCUGGGCAGCAGGCGCGGGAGCACGAGGCCGAGCGACUGCGGAUCGAGAUCGUGACGCUGCGGGAGGCGCUGGAGGAGGAGACCGCGGCCAGGGCUAGCCUGGAGGGGCAGCUGAGGGUGCAGCGGGAGGAGACAGAGGUGUUAGAGGCCUCCCUGUGUAGCCUGAGGACUGAGAUGGAGCGGAUCCAGCAGGAACCGAGCAAGGCACAGCUCACGGACCUCCUCUCAGAGCAGAGGGCAAAGGCGCUGCGGCUGCAGGCUGAGCUGGAGACCAGCGAGCAGGUGCAGAGGGAUUUCGUACGUCUGUCCCAGGCCCUGCAGGUAUGGCCCGUCCCUUCCCUGCCAGGCUGCCCUGACUCUAGGGGCUCGUCCCGGGUCUUCCCAGGACAGUGCCCCCAGUUCUCCUUCUGGGGCUGGUAUGAACCUUCCCCCGAGCUGAUGCUCUGAAACACACAUCUUCCAUGCCCAUCUAGCCAGCCCCAUGUGUUCUAAGCACAGGGCCUGGCGCGUGACCGUGCUGUGGCUUUGUUACAGGGGCUGCACCAGUGAGCAGCGCCUUGCUGAUUUCCUCAGGCUGCAGUCUUAGGAUCCGUUUCUCCUGGACCCUGAUUUUCCUGGGGGCUGGGAGAUGAGGUGGCCCCUGAGGACGUGCUGCCAGGCCCUUGCCCCUUGGUGGGCAGGCAGGUGGGGGAGAGGCCACCCAGCCCCACCCAGGGCCCUCUGCCCCCCUCGCCCAUCCCUACAGGUGCGCCUGGAACGGAUCCGCCAGGCAGAGACUCUGGAGCAGGUGCGCAGCAUCAUGGAUGAGGCGCCUCUUAGAGACGUCAGGGACAUCACAGACACCUGAGGGGCCGGGGCACCAGCUCAUCCCUCUCCCAAUCCCACCCAACCCGGGGAAGACUGCCUUCCUCCACUCCAGAACCACAAGGCCUGGGCUCUGGGGCCCUCAGGAUGGGGUCUUCGCCCUCCCCAGGCCUGGGGCCGAGGUGGCACCACUGCCCUCUCCUUCCAGCACUUCUCCCAAGGGUGGCUGGGCCUUCUGCUCUCAGGGAUGAUACCUGGGUGAGGGUCCCAACCCCUCCCAGUAGCAAAAGUGCAGGCUCAGCCCUGUGCUCUCCAACUGACCAUCAGGCUGCCUCCUGGGCCCUAGCCCUUCUGAUGACUUAAUCCCCGCCCCCCCAGCCAAACCAGCAGCCCAUGUCCGCUACAGCCUGUCCCCCUCCCCGAGGCACAGCCCCAAGCCUCCGGGCAGUGUCAGCUUGUCCCUCUCACACUCGCCCACCCAGGGACAGGCAGCUGCUUACUGGACUGCAUGACACUAAGACGCUUGUCCACGUGGGCCCGACCCAGGCCCCAGGAUGUGCACAGAGGCGAGGCCGGACUUUUCUGUCAUUUAUUUUCAAUAAAUAAGCAGCUCAGAUCA